GAAAGAUGACUUCAGCACUGUGGGUAUUAAUUUUUUCUCUUUUGGUGUUUCACCAGGCUUCAGCUUUAUUUUUGGAAGAGAACUGUGGAGUCGUUGAUUCGAAAACCAAUUUCUAUCCUUGGCUGGCAAAAGUUGGAACUAAAGUUAAUAAUGAAGUCAUAUGCACUGGAACGCUUAUUCAAAAAAGAAAUGUCCUAACAACAGCAAGUUGCUUGGUAGACAGAGAAGAACUGGUGGUUUGCUUGGGGAAGUGUGAAAGCUCUAUGACAGAUAAUCGCUAUGAAGUGCACGAUGUCAUUAUGGUCUUCAUUCACGAGUCAUAUCUAUCAAGCAGCCAUCAGAAUGAUAUUGGUUUGCUGAGGUUGCCAACGAAUGUCGAGUAUAAGCCGCAUAUAAAACCGAUGUGCAUUGUGCUGAAUCCCCAACAGACUUGGCCUAAGUCCCGCAUCAAUAGCUUUCUGUUUGGCCUAAACUCAAAACAAAAAUCUUAUAAAUUCUUAUGUUCCGGGCUACCCUGUAAGUCCGUUGGGAACCCAUUGAGCAUAAUGUCCAAGACGAAGAAUGUUAUCCAACAUGGAAUCCUAAGCUAUCGUAAUGCCACCACCUAUGGCUUAGUUUAUACCAAUGUCAUGGCACAUGUCGAAUGGAUAACAUCACGAGCUCUAGAUGUCGAUGUUAUUUUAUCAAAUUAUUCGCCAGUAAAUUAAAAUAUUGAGCAGAAUUAUUGCGUAAAACCUUUUAUAUCGUAUUUAAUGAUGUUCACAAGGACUACGUGUAUUUGUUAAAUAUGGAAAUAUAUUAAUUAAUCACCUUGAUUUUAAGUUAUAUUGCUCAAUUACCAGUUUUAUGUCUAAUCAUAUCUGGAUUUAUCUGGUUUUAGCUAGAUUUCAUAUUACAUUCGACUAUUUGUUAAGGUUCCCCAUUCUGCAUUUUAUAGAAAAUAUUCGAAAUAUUUCGAUAAAGAAGAGACUAAAAAGAAGAUCUGUAAAACCGAUUAUUCAUCGAUAUCCCCUCACUGCCGGCUGCUUAUCAGUUUCAG
Messenger RNA from Drosophila eugracilis, 1039 nucleotides. RefSeq names its product phenoloxidase-activating enzyme 1-like. NCBI's taxonomy places the organism in Eukaryota, Metazoa, Arthropoda, Insecta, Diptera, Drosophilidae. Bases 6 to 707 code for a protein of 233 amino acids. The record is from RefSeq and is a predicted model, not a curated record. Gene Ontology annotation, molecular function: serine-type endopeptidase activity. The transcript has 3 exons. Gene Ontology annotation, biological process: proteolysis.